CAUGACAAACAAGACUUAUUGGUCAAUUUAAAUCAACAUUGAUGUUGCUAUAUUACCGUGAAAAGUUGGGCUUCUGGUAGUUACUUUAGUAACGAUGUCUGAUAGGAGCUAGCUCUCAUCGUUACUGGCUGAUCCUAAAGACAACUAAUAUGCAAAUAAGGCGUUUGCCCUACCUGGGUUCUAAGGCUAUUUUGGAAUCCUUACUGUCUAAUUUUCACUGUGAUUCUUCUUUGAUUGCCAAAAGUAAUCAUUUCUUGCCACAUCCGACACAAAUUUAUAAUAAUCCAACACUAUUUUCAUGUAGAAUUGUUCGAUACAAAGACACAAACAAAAUUUGUUGAAUUAGUCAGCCAUUGUGAAACGUAACUUCCUGGAUUAUGGCAACUGAUUGUCGAAAAAUCACACUUAAUGUGGACCCGUUACAUAUCAUUUGUAUUAAAUUAUUAAAACCAUUUAAAUAAAUCACCGUUACACAUUAAUGAAGGUUAAGUUUGAAUUUCUUAAAAAUGUGACCGAAACUUCCAGACAAAAUGGCCACUCCUUGUACGCAAAUAGUGCAAAAGUAUGUAAUACCAAGGUUGUGGACACUCUAGAAGUCACGAUUUUUAUCCAAUUUUGAUGAAACUUAAAAUGCGUGUUUAUAAUCCAAAGAUCGUGGUUCCUUUUGAUGUUUGCGCAUAUCGGACCGUAACUUUCAGGAUUAUGGCCCGUGAUUGUACGAAAAAUCACGUUUUUAGCUUGUGGUUCCUCUAGAGGUCACAAUGUUUAUCCAAUUAAAAAAAAUUUAUCACUGUUACACCCUAAUGAUGGUUGAAUUCCAAUUUCGUGAAAAUUGGACCAAAACUGCCGGACCAAAUGGCUGUCCCUUGUACGCAAAUAAUGUAAACAUGUUGUCGACCCUUUAGCAGUCACAAUUUUGAUCUGUUUUUGAUAAAAAUUGAAAUCCAUGUUUAUAACCCAAAGAUCUUGGUUCCUUUCGAUAUUUGCACAUAUCGGAUCAUAAUUUCCUGAAUUAUGGCCCUUGACUGUACGAAAAGUGGCGUUUUUAGCUUGAGGUCUCUCUAGAGGUCACAAUUAUUAUCUGAUUUAAAAAAAACAUGUGAAUAUAUCACCGUUACACCUUAAUGAUGAUUGAGUUCGAAUUUCAUGAAAAUCGGACCAAAACUGACUGACAAAAUGGCCGCCCCUUGUAUCAUGCAAAUGGUGUAAAUAUGUGGUAUAUCAAGGUUGUAGACCCACUAGAGGCCACAAUUUUUUUCCGAUUUUGAUGCAACCUUAAAGGAGCUAAAUCUCUAAUAUUUAGGAUCUACAAAUUGACACAAAUGGGUCGCAACGUAUAUAAUAAUGUAAUAUGAAUGUAAAUAAACUGAUUUACAUUCAAUCGUUUCCAUUUUUACUCUAAUUUCAAAGCAGUUAUAUUCGACAAAAUACGCCAGAAGUCUCAAUCGAAUGGCAAUCACUAGCGUCUGGUUAUUUCAGUCUACACCUAUAGUAUUUAUUGUGCAUGCUCUCCAGAUAGGAAUAUGACGUCACCGUUUGACAUGACUUGUGGAAUAUGUCUAACACCAUUUUUCGAGUCGUUUAUAACAAAUUGUUUAUUUUGUCUUAAAUAAUAGAUAUCAGAAGCCCAUCUUUUCCCGGUAAGAUCACAACACCAAUGUUGAUUAAAAUUGACAACUAAUUCGUGUUUUCAAUGUCGAAGGUUUUGGAUGAUAUUGAGUUAGAGACUUAGCUUCUUUAAAUUUAUGUUUAUAUCACAAAGGUCUUAGUUCCUUUCGAUAUUUUUUAUCCAAUUAAAAAAAAAUGUUUGAAUAUAUCACCGUUACACCCUAAUGUUGGUUGAGUUCGAAUUUCAUGAAAAUCGGACCAAAACUGCCAGACAAAAUGCCCCCCCCUCCCCCGGUACACAAAUAGUGUAAACAUCUGGUAUAUCAAGGUUGUGGAUCCUCUACUAGAGGUCACAAUUUUGAUCCGAUUUUGAUGAAACUUGAAAUGCAUGUUUAUAACCCAAAGAUCUUGGUUGUUUUCGAUACUCGCACAUAUCAGAUCGUAACUUCCUGAAUUAUGUCCCCUGAGAAUGAUCCCUAUUGUUUUUGGUGCAUGCCCAACCCCCAGGAACAGAGCCACACCCAUUUUGUCUUUGUGUUUCUGUGUGUUGCCUACAGGCCACGAUUCUUAAUGGAUCGUCUUUAAACUUGGGAUAUAUAUUCCUUAUACAUAUAGUCUAAAGCUUAGAAUUCAUUUUAAUUACUAUAACAUUAUUAGGCCUAUUACUCAAUGGUUAGUUAACAAAUACUUACAUUAAGAGAUAAGAAUACAUAGUAAUAGACAACAAAAUGUCACAGUCAAGUAGAGGAAGGCUACAAAUGAGAGAUGUACUACAUUGUAAUUCAGAUCAAUCAAAUCCUAGUAAUAGUGCCAUCUUACUGAAGAUGGAUAGAGAAAUGCAGGAGUUAAAGGAAGAAAAUAAGAAACUUAAGUUACAGCUUCUGGAUGAGAGGUCCAUGUUAGAACAACUUUUAAAUGAAACAAGUCAAGAGAAAUUUGAUGAACGCAGAAUAAAUUUACUAAAAGCACAAAUAAUUCAACUAGAAAGACAGACAUUAAUAUUAAGUGAAGCAUUAGGUAAUAGAUCUGAGAACCUACUAGAAGUCGAGAAUGUGUUAAAAUGGUUAACUGAUGAGUUAAGGUCAUAUAUAGCAGCUGAUGUUAAGGGUAGUAAUAUACCUGUUAGUAGAGCUCAUCUAAUGGCCAUGGUAGAAACAGCAGAAUCGGCUAGAAUCAAAUUAUUUAAAGGAAUAGAAGUUAGUAGUUUUUCUGUCAAGAAUAACAGCAAGGAAAACUUGAUAAAACCAACUAUGUUUAUAAAUGAUUUUAUAAAGAAGAAAAACCAAGAAGAUCUAACAUUACUAGAUAUAACAUCAGGACAGAUGUCUCAUAUUAACCUCAAACAUGUUGGGCAACUUGAGUCAAAGUUAAGUCAGUUGUAUAAAGAACUAAUAAAAUUAAGAGAAUCUUUAUGUGAAACAGAUAACCCUGUAAAGAAGAUAACCUCUGAUCACAUAGCAAAAUGUUUUAAAGAAAGAUUAACCAGUGAUAUAGUUAAAUCAUCAACUCUAUGUAGAGAUUGUUCAACAGAUCUACUCAGUUUAUCCUUGUUGUAUCCAGCUGCACCAUGGAGUGCUUUAAAGCGACCAAUUUUAAAAGAGGUUACAAUUGAAGAGUUUAUGUCAAUGUUACCUAGUCUACCUAAACCCAAAACAGUUGAACUCCAUCGAUGUAUUGAAGGUUUAUUAAAAACUUGUAACUAUCGUCAUACUAUGCUAGAAAGAGAGGUGAAAGCAUUACGUGAUGAAGUCAAAUUUCAUCAGAGUAUUUAUAAUCAUCAGUUAACCUAUAUAGAUUCACUUUUUACUGCUGUAAAAGAUGGUUAUUUGAGUUUUGAAAAUUCCAUUCACAGUCUUGUAGUGGAACCAUUGAAAGAAACUUUGAAGAAUUAUGAAGGAUUAAAAGUUUCUGCAUCAGAAAAAGCCUUGCGAGAUUUCUUGUCAACAUUCAAGAAUAAUGAAGAAAAGCUACAGAAUGUUGUUAAUAAAUUAGAGCUUAUACCAGAACAAGCCAAUCAAUUAAAUGGUGAAAAGGUAUUUACAUCAUUUGGAGAAGAAUUUUUCCACCUAAUGGACAAGUUAGUUGUUGAACAACAAGAAAAACGUGAUAGAGAAAUUCAGUGCAGAAGUGAAAUGAAAGAAGAGCAGAAGCAGAGAGAUGAAAGUUUAAAACAAUUGAUAUAUAAAAUGGAGGAAAAGAAAAUACAUGCACGAGAAUUUAAAGAACUGAGAAAUUUUGAGAUUUUAGAAAUGAACAAAAAUGAACCAAAACUGAAAAAAAGCUGUUCAGAUAUUUCGCUUUGCAAAAAUGACUCUUUGAAUGGGGAUAAAAGACAAGAUUCAGGACUCUCACCCCCAGAAAACAUUUCUUCUAAUUGUGAGCUUAGUAAUGUAAUGAUGGAUCAAGUGAAAAAAACUGAUAAACCACCAUCUGGUAGAGAAAAAUUCAAAAUAUCUACCAAAGGAACAAGGAAUAAACAGUGUAGAAACUAUGAACCAAAUUUAGUUGUACCCAACAAAACUUUACAACUAAGAAAGUCUAAUAGUAUAUCUAAACUGAACUGUGAUAAAAAUACUGAUCAAAGUGAAAAUUUGUUGAUGCUUCAAGAUUUAUCAACCUUAAGUAUGUCCAGUGUUGAAUCUCAACCACCGGUUCAUCAUUUAGCACCAUUGAAAAAGAAAAAGGCCCCGUUCUAUUAAUGCCAUAAAAUAAAUCAAAAUAUGUUUGAUUUAUUA
Messenger RNA from Patella vulgata (common limpet), 4343 nucleotides. RefSeq lists its product as uncharacterized. The record is from RefSeq and is a predicted model, not a curated record. Bases 2337 to 4307 code for a protein of 656 amino acids. The transcript is spliced from 13 exons. Lineage: Eukaryota; Metazoa; Mollusca; Gastropoda; Patellidae.